Messenger RNA from Peromyscus leucopus (white-footed mouse), 1646 nucleotides. It is a transcript of the gene Cby2, whose product is annotated as chibby family member 2. Lineage: Eukaryota; Metazoa; Chordata; Mammalia; Rodentia; Cricetidae. The coding region runs from base 217 to 1455 and encodes 412 amino acids. The record is from RefSeq and is a predicted model, not a curated record. The transcript is spliced from 4 exons.
UACUUGAUACAGAAAUAAUAGUUUAAAACCAGGGAGAGCUGCUGCAGUCUCUGCUUCAAAGACUGACAAGAGGGUUUUAUAUCAGUUAAUUCCUGUCUUCAGCACUCGAGGCCAAAUUUUACAAGAAAAAGGGAUACCAGAUCUGAAAGCCUAGAAAUUCCAAUCAAUGUGGUCCUACCUCAGAGUCACCCAAGUGCUCAUUAGAAGAUCAGGGUCAUGCAGCCAGCGGAGGUGAAAUGUAGGAUGGAGGGACCCAAGGCACAGAGGGGCACCACUGAGCCUUUCCUGAGGCUCCACAACCUGUACAGCACUCCUCGCUGCUCCAGGCAGGCUGCCUUGCCCCGGAUGAGCCGCAGGGUAGCCAGCCAGCAUUCCUACCCACUCAACCGCUUCUCUUCUGUGCCCUUCGACCCCAUGGAGCGCCCCACCUCCCAGGCUGACCUGGAACUGGACUACAACCCUCCCCGGGUGCAGCUCAGCGACGAGAUGUUCGUCUUCCAGGACGGGCGGUGGGUGAAUGAGAACUGCCGCCUGCAGUCUCCUUACUUCUCGCCCUCGUCCUCCUUCCACCAUAAACUGCACCACAAGAGGCUGGCCAGGGAGCACCUGCUGCAGGAGGAGAACAAGACUCUCCGGGAUGAGAACCGGGCCCUGCGGGAUGAGAACAGGGCCCUCCGCAAGGAGAACAAGAUGCUGCAGGUCUUUUGGGAAGACCACAAGGUCACCCUGGGCCACGAGGAGAGUCAGCCCCCCUCGCCGUUGCUGCACAAGGACACAGCCUCCCAGGAAGUCGUGAAGAAAGACAACGCCAACUUGCCUGUCCAGCGGAGCAAGGAGAACACCUUACACCUCAUUCGAGAGGAGAACCGGGCCCUCCAGCAGUUGCUGGAGCAGAGGCAGGCCUACUGGGCCCAGGCAGAAGACAGUGGCGCUUCCGCCGAGGAGGGUAAGCCCACCUCCUCACCCAAGGAGGAGCCCCAUAACCCUGGGCUCCUCCCAGACCAGAGCCCAGGCCUCUCCUCCCCAUUUGAGGAGCCCAAAGGGCCCCCCACCACACAGGAGGACUCCAAGACCCUGCGCGCCCUGAGGGAGAUGGUUAACAACUUGUCUGGGCCAUCUGGGGAAGAUGAGGGUCAGGUCGGCCCCAACCUAGCUGACAGCGCUCAGCUUUUGCAGCUGCUGAGGGAGAUGAACCAGGCGCUGCAGGCCCUGCGGGAGGAGAACCGGUUGCUGCAGGAGGAGAACCGGGCUCUGCACGUCCUCCGUGACGUGCACCGCAUCUUCCAGGAGGAGAACAAGGCCCUGUGGGAGAACAACAAGCUGAAGCUGCAGCAGUGCAUGGUCAUCGACACGAUGACCGAGGUCACCGCCCGGAUGGAGAUGCUGGUGGAGGAGCUGUGUGCCUCGGCCUCGGCCAAGAACAACAAAGAUCCCAAGAAGCCCAGCAGGGUCUGAGGCCUUGGCAGCAGACACAGACACCAAGAUCAAGCACGGCACACGAGGCCAGAGAGAACCCUCUGCCUUCCUCUGUCUUCCUCACCUUCGCCGCCCCCCGCCCAGUGCAUGCCUGUAGACCAGCAGAGAAAGGACCAUCCUACACCCAGAGACACAAUAAAGGCAGAGGAGGCUGGGGCCAGCCAACACCA